Messenger RNA from Zea mays, 1341 nucleotides. RefSeq names its product protein FEZ. Lineage: Eukaryota; Viridiplantae; Streptophyta; Magnoliopsida; Poales; Poaceae. The record is from RefSeq and is a predicted model, not a curated record. Bases 7 to 1122 code for a protein of 371 amino acids. The transcript is spliced from 3 exons. Gene Ontology annotation, biological process: regulation of DNA-templated transcription. Gene Ontology annotation, molecular function: DNA binding.
CCACUCAUGUACUGUAAGGACGACCAUGUAAAGCAGCUUCCAUUCAGCCAUGCAUCCAAACAUAUUAAUACAGCGGUUAACCAAGUCCGUACAUCAGCUUCCAUUAGGCCCCAUCGUCAUGGUCAUGCAUGUAAGCAGCAAUCAAGCCCUAGAAACCUCGAGCUAGCUCGUCAUAGAAACCAAGAAAGAACCAUCCAAGCCAUGGAGGAUGAUGAGGAGAAGCCAUCACAAAGGAUCACCAACAAGGAGGAAGACGAAGAGGAUGACGACUUGGUGUUCCCGGGCUUCCGGUUCCAUCCAACCGACCUGGAGCUCGUGGGGUUCUAUCUGAAGAGGAAAGUAGAGAAGAAGGGUUUCAGAAUUGACAUCAUCAGGGAGAUCGACAUCUACAAGCAUGACCCCUGGGAUCUUCCAAAUGAAGCACGGCAUGUGGUGCAAGGCGCAGGAGGAGACAAGGACGACUGGUACUUCUUCUGCCUGCGUGGCCGCAAGUACCGGAACAGCAUCCGGCCCAACCGCGUCACCGGCUCCGGCUUCUGGAAGGCCACCGGCAUCGACAAGCCCAUACACGACGGCGCCGGCGAGCGCGUCGUCGGGCUCAAGAAGUCCCUCGUCUACUACCGCGGCAGCGCCGGAAGGGGCAACAAGACGGACUGGAUGAUGCACGAGUUCCGACUCCCCUCCGCAGAGUUGGUCGAGCUCCAUGAUGCUGGGAUCUGGACGAUCUGCCGCAUCUUCAAGAGGAACACGUCGUACACUCGGAGGUGCCAGCAGCAGAAGCAGGAAUACGGCAGCAAGCGAAGCCAGCAGCAGGAGCAGGAGUUGCAGUACUACUACGACUACUACCGCUACCAUCACCACCACCAUCAGCACCAUUACUUCCACUCGUCCGAGGCGGUUUAUGCUGCAGCUGAACACCAUCGUCAGCCGUCGUUCCUGCUGCGCGGUUUCCAUGGCUCGUCGUCGUCAUCGGCCGAGACGACGACGACAUCAGGAUUCGUGGGAGCUCAUCCAUUGUUGCCGCCAUCAACGACAUCGACUCUAGGGUGGAGCGACGCGGCGAGCUUACGGGACAGCGGCAUCAGCACCUGGGACGAACUCGGGAGGAUCCUGGAGAUCUGACUAUGUAAAUGCGGAUUACUAGCGUGCAUGGUUGUGGGAUGAGCUAGUAUAUACAGAAUUAGUUACCUGACAUUACUUAAUUACCGACGGUCAGCCUCAGUUUGUACAGCACAGUGGUUUUACAGUUAGUUUCUCAUGUGGUUUAUGAACACGUACGUACGAGUUUACUUGUGCUUAUUAUUAAUCAAAAGAGUAAAGUGCAUGGAAGGUUCAUAAACU